Molecule: messenger RNA, 1765 nt
Organism: Centruroides sculpturatus (bark scorpion)
Lineage: Eukaryota; Metazoa; Arthropoda; Arachnida; Scorpiones; Buthidae
Product: phospholipid-transporting ATPase ID-like
Exons: 10
Biological process (GO): Golgi organization; phospholipid translocation; signal transduction
Cellular component (GO): plasma membrane
Molecular function (GO): ATPase-coupled intramembrane lipid carrier activity; magnesium ion binding; ATP binding
Source: RefSeq, a predicted model, not a curated record
GAAUUAGAAUUUCAUGGAGUUAUGCGUUUCUACUUUCAAGAUGCUGGGCAAAAAGUGGCUACAAAGUGUAUACGUGUUGCCAGUUCAGCAUCAACUCAAGAUUGCAUUGAAACAUUAAUUGAAAAAUUUAGGCCUGAUAUUAGAAUGUUAUCUGUUCCUGAAUAUGCAUUAUAUGAAAUACAUGAAAAUGGUGAAUGUUACAAUGAAUUUUCAAACGUGUUGAACUUUGACACAAAUAAUUUAAAUAAAAUAUUUUUUUUUCAAACAGAAACAGAAAGACGAGUUCGAGCAAAUGACCCAGAAUUUCACUAUCAGUUCAAUUAUGCUAAUAAUUAUAUAAAAACAUCAAAGUAUACUUUUUUAACCUUCUGGCCACUGAAUCUUUUUGAACAGUUUCAGAGAUUAGCCAAUUUUUAUUUUCUUUGUCUGCUUGUAUUACAGUUAAUUCCACAAAUCUCGUCUCUGACUCCAGUCACUACAGCUGUGCCUUUAGUAGUAGUAUUAACUGUAACAGCUUUAAAAGAUGCAAUUGAUGAUAUCCAACGUCACCGAAGUGACAGUCAAGUUAACAAUCGGUUAUCUAAGGUGCUACGCAGAGGACGAGUGGUGGAAGAAAGAUGGCAUAAAGUACAAGUGGGAGAUAUCAUUCGGAUGGAGAAUGAUCAGUUUGUAGCUGCAGACUUACUAUUAUUGUCCACAAGUGAACCUAAUGGUCUUUGUUAUAUAGAAACUGCAGAAUUAGAUGGGGAAACAAAUUUGAAAUGCAAGCAGGCCUUACCUGAAACAGCAGAAUUAGGUGAAGAUAAUAGUCUGAUGGGUAAAUUUAAUGGUGAAAUAGCAUGCGAACCACCUAAUAACAAUCUUAGCAAGUUUGAAGGUACUCUAUAUUGGGAAGGAGAAGCAUACUCUAUAGAUAAUGAUAAAAUGUUAUUGAGAGGAUGUGUUCUACGCAACACAAAAUGGUGCUAUGGAGUUGUGAUAUUUGCAGGAAGAGACACAAAACUAAUGCAGAACAGUGGAAAAACAAAGUUUAAGCGCACAAGCCUUGAUCGACUCUUGAAUAUAUUAAUAAUUGGGAUUGUCUUCUUCUUGAUCAGCACAUGUUUGUUUUGUACCAUUGCCUGUGGGGUAUGGGAAACCAUCACUGGGCAACACUUUCGUGCCUUUCUUCCGUGGGAUAAAAAUUUGGUGCCUAAUGAUAAUGCAACUACCGGAGCUGCAAUCAUUGCCGUGUUAGUGUUGUUUUCCUAUGCUAUUGUGAUGAAUACAGUUGUGCCUAUUUCUCUGUAUGUUAGUGUGGAGGUGAUUCGGUUUUGUCACAGUUUAUGGAUUAACUGGGAUGAAGAAAUGUAUUAUGCCACAAAUGACACUCCUGCUUGCUCUAGGACCACCACUUUAAAUGAAGAGUUGGGACAGAUUGAAUAUAUCUUCUCGGACAAAACAGGAACUUUAACACAGAACAUCAUGGCUUUUCUAAAGUGUACCAUUAUGGGUAAAUUAUAUGGAGAUGUUUUGGAUGAAAUUACUGGUCAACCUUUAGAAAUUACAGAGGUAAGCUUUUAUAUCACACACUGAUUUUGUGAGAUGCUAAUCAUAGUAUAAUAUUGAAUAUGAUAUAGACUCAUUAAAAUCCAUUUAAAAAAUAAUGAACAAGUUGUUCAUUAAUGUAAUCCUUGUAAUCAUUGGAAACAUUUAAGAAUAUCUUCCAGUCACAUUGUGUUAUACUUGAAAUAAAUGGCACAUUAUAUACUUGCACAGUCCAGUU